Messenger RNA from Sporothrix brasiliensis 5110, 495 nucleotides. RefSeq lists its product as uncharacterized. The transcript has 2 exons. NCBI's taxonomy places the organism in Eukaryota, Fungi, Ascomycota, Sordariomycetes, Ophiostomatales, Ophiostomataceae. The record is from RefSeq and is a predicted model, not a curated record. The coding region runs from base 1 to 495 and encodes 164 amino acids.
AUGAAGGGUAUCGACGCUCGCUACGAUGGCCAGCAUACGAGCCGCAAUGGGAAUGCCGUUGCCGGUGGAGUUCUGACGACCGCCCCGACACCGGCACCGGCACCGGUGCGGGGCGACAAAGGCAAAGAUGUCAGCUCCGAUAUGGACAGCGACGAUGAAACGCUGCAAGUCGAUCACCACAACGUCGACCUAGAAAAUGGUGAUGGCAACUAUGAUGCUGGCGACAGUAGCGCGAAUCCAAGGCUGCUGGCAACCGGAGGCCCUCGUUCGCCUACAUCGGCUUCCGACACGGACGACGAUAAUGGCAGUGGGAAAAGUACACCAGCCAGAAAUAGGGGCAAGACAGUCAAAAGAAAGUCUAAAAACGAGAAGUCCACAAAGCAGGAGACCGUCCGGUGGCGGGACUUACCCGAGAAGGGCCAGUUGACCGUCCUCACUCUCGCACGGCUGAGCGAACCUCUUGUGCAAACAUCUCUUCAGAUCCACGAAACCUAA